AAAUUAUCUUUUACUUUGAAGCAAUCCUUGUACACGUUACCCGUAACGGAGUUUUGUCAGUCACAGAUGUCUCCUCGACUCACGGAUGCAGGAAUUUUAAUUCCAAACCCCAAAUUUUCUGAAAAUUCUGUAAUUGAAUUUGCCAAUUACGCAGAAUAUCCAGGACAAGUUCUUGUGUGUGUCACAAGCCUGCAAUUCGGCCCUCAUCAGCAAACAUUAGCUCUUGGAGAUAAACAUGGAAGAGUGUUACUGAUUUUUUUUUUUCAAAAAGUUGUAUACGUUCGUUAUGAUGUUUUCCGGGAUACCCAACUGUACAAAAUAAAAACAAAUUUGAAACAAACAAGAAAUACUAAACGCAACGAUAUUCAAAGAAUUUCUCGCACUUCCCCUGUCAAUCAUCUUUGUUUUAUUCAAAAGAACAAUGGAUUUUUUCUUUUGGUUGCUUUACAUACAUUUAUUAUUAUUUACCAAAUUUACUCAGAAUUACAAGACAAAACUCGUAUUGUCAACAUAACACAAAAUCAUAAAUGUGUUAUUCAUGCAUUAUUUUCUUUAAAUAACUGGGAGCCGUGGGAGACUUGUUCUCAACAGUCUAUUUAUUAUGUAAGCGGAAGUAGAGAUGUUGUCGUUGUAUGGAACGCUGAAGAUUGGUCCCCCGUUUUCAAGCUCCCAGCGUCAGAAAAAUUAUACCCUUCUCUUGUAGCCCCAGUAUGUAUUCAAAAGGUCACAAUCCCAUGGCCUUUCUCAUCUAACGACACAUAUCCAAAAAAUAAUUGUUUUGAUGUUCGAAAGAAUUGUCCUUUAUUAAUAGGGGCAAUUUUGCAAAAUAACAAAGUGGUGAUUUGGAACAAAGAAGACAAUUUUUCAACGCUAGCAACGCUAAAGGAGUCUGACUGGAAAGAUUCCCUUUUAGAAUUGUUAAAUGACACUCUGAACGCGUCUCAUGUCACAGUUCAAUUAACCAUUUUAGAAUCAACGCAUCACUCUUCAACAGUGUUUGAACAAACACAGUGUCCAGUUUUAAUAUGUGGUCGUUUACUGCAACGUCAAUAUCACAAAACACAAUCAUUUUUUGGAUUUCUGAUACGUUGGUUUUGCUUGAAUUCAUCCUCACCUGACACUCUUCUAAAACUUGUCCUCUUACCUCGCACUCCCCUUCAACUGAAAUGUUUUCAAACAUCCUUGUUCAAUCAAAAACACAUUUCCUCUCAAUUCAAGCCUGCAGCAACUUUAGGUUAUGUAUGUAUUUUGAACGACAUAGGUCAAGUAGAAAUACGGUCUUUAGUGGAGCUGGAUCUUGUUUUAAAAAUUUUAAAUAUCUCUGUUACAUUUCCCCCACCGUUAGAAAAGAAUUCAUGUUUUAUUACACCUCUUUUAUCAUACUUUAAUAUCACGUCAGACUCAACUACUGUUGUAUUAAGUUUUUCAAACGGAGUCGUUCAAAUUAUUGAUUUUCAAUUGUUUUUGAAAUUGUACUCAAGUGACUCUCCUUUCAAAGAAAAGAAACAUAUACCUUUUAAUAAUCGGAAUUCAAUGAGUCUAUUGCCUGUUGAUGAAGGCUCAGUCUACAAUAAUUGUCCGAGAGGCACAUUAAAAAAGAUUUCUUCUCCUUGUCAAGAGAUGGAUGGAAAAAAUACUGUUAGCGAAAGUGAUACACUAUCAAAAUCCGCUUUAACAUUAUCCGACCAAAGUUUUAGUAGUAUUUCCAACAUUUCUUCUUUAACCUCUUUACAAGAAGAGAAAAACGCGUGUCAGCAUUCUGAAGUAUCUUUCCUACCAAUUAAUGACAAGGAAGUUUCAAUACCUGCCGACAUUGUUACGUUAAAAAAACUUCAGCGCAAUGCUUCAACAAAUGAAUUGGUUACAAAUUGUAAUGUUUUAGUAAAAGAAAACAAACAACAGAAAAAAAAAAAAUUAGAGUGUUUCAUUGAAAAAAAAUUAGAAACAAUUGUAUCCUACGAAAUAACGUCGCAAAAACAAACGUUGCCUAUUCCUGAAUCUAUUUUAUUCAUAACCAAAUUAAUCGAUUCAAAUACUGAACAUGAUAAAAAAAACCUUAACGAUCAACAUAAACAAACGUGCCGUGUUUGCCUAAGAAAACGAUAUUUAUUUCAGUAUCCAUACCGAUAUCCUGAUUGUGAAAGAGAAACUUUAUGGAGAAAAUGUUUAGAACUACCUAUGAAUCAAAAUCUUUUCAAUUGUUUAUUGGACAUUAUGAAACAAGAUGGUGGAGUUCACCCGUUUUAUCAAAAUUUAGAAACCAUGAUUCCUCUUAAAGAUCCUCUUGUUUUACGGCGCUUAAAAAAAAUGUUAGGGUGUUUAGCCUAUUGGUCACCCUUCAUCAAACAGGUUGACUGGAUGGCUCAACUAGUGUUCGCUGUGGUAUCAUUGUUUCCUACGAAGCCCUUGAUUUCGUUUGAGAUUCUUGUAACAAUGCUCAUUUGGUGGUCAUACAUGGGUUGUUUGAAUUUUAAUGGAAUGGGUAUAAUUGCUCAAACAAAAAAUCAAAACACGCAACCUUCUCACAUUGCACAAAAGGAUGUGUCAACUAGCUGUUCACCAACAACUCCUUUAGGUUUAGAAAAAGAUUUUCCGUGUGAUCUACCGGAGACGCCUAUGAAUGAAUCAUUAUGUUAUUGGGCAUGGUUCGCCCAUCCUCUUCCUAAUACCCCACCGUUAGGUUUAAUGGUUUUAGCAUCUCAUAGCUUUUUUUCAGAAGACAAGCAACUUUGGUGUUAUUUAGUUCUCCGUUUUCAUUUUUUAACAGAAGAUUCUUUGCAUUAUUUAAAUACUUAUGAUUCACAAAUCAGUACAAUAGAUUGUGAGUCGGUUACAACAGGAAAUAGUUUUGAUCUUAUAAGUGUUCAUGUCCAUUUUGGGUGCCGAAUUUUAUGGCCUUUAAUCCGUAGUUGGCUUUCAGAAGUUUUACCAAAAUGUUCUUUACAGACAUUAUGGGAUCAUCUUUUUUCAAACCCUGAAAAACCUUUCCUAUUAGUAUCAGCAGCGAUAGCCAUUCUUCAGGUAUCUCGAGCGACCUUAUUAAUGCUUGAUAAUCUUACUGAUUACUUUAUUUGGAUGAAAACUUCUCGUUCAUUACCAAUGUUUUCCGUUUUACAAAAUAUGUACGCUAUAGAGCAACGCAUCAAGUUGGUACAUAUGCUAUCCAUUACUGGAAAUGAAGCUCGUGAACUGCUUGAAAGGCAUUUACAUUUAACCUUACAGGAUCUCCAUUGGCCUCCUUUACAAAAUUGCGACAUGAAUAAAAAAACAAGAAACGCAGCAACCGUUAUACAAGACAAUCCAUCUCUUAAAAAAGUGGCGACUGAUGUGAUGUAUCCUCAGUUGUUUCUUUUGCCACGAUUACCACAAGCUUUUGGUGAUGUUCAAGAUGUCGUCAAACUGUUACCUUGCGUUAAUACGACCUUACAUAGGUCACGGGAACGAUUAUUUAACACUUUACGUGACCAGUUGGCGUUAAAUGAAGUAUCUAAGAGAGAAACAUCCGACGCAACAUUACAGGAAUUAUUAAAGCAAUUGGUUUUAAUUGAAGAGCACAAAGUCGAUGAUACCCAAUGGUACGAAAGAGCAACUCGUGAGCAUGAAUGGGCUCGCAAAACCCUUUCCACUUUAGAAAAACACUUUUUCUUACAAGAUCAGCCGGUGAACUUAGCAAAAGAAUUUUCUAACAAAGUCUUCGAUAUGUAUGAAAAAACUAUUAAAAGGUUAAAUACAAAAAAAAACAUUCAUCACGAGACACCUCCACUGAAUGAAAGUCAGGAGUCUUCAACAUUGACAAUGACUAAUACUACCAUGCUCAAGACUUUGAUCAAUGACGUGGAACUUUUAUUGAGCCAUGAAUCUAGCAAACAUCUGAGCGCGUUAAACGAAGAACGCGUAGCUCAACGCCAACGUGUUCUUGAAGAAGAAGAAGAUCGUCAAUCAUCUGUGCCUUUUGAAGCCCAGUCCGCUUGUGAUAAGAAAACUCACACAUCUCCACAUUCCAAUGAACUUUGUCCAACACAGGAAACGACGACUAUUCAAGCCCUCGUUAUUUCUUCGCAAACUUCUUCGACGCACCCUGAAUUAGUUGAAAGCGACACGUUUCGUCACUCUCGUGCUUCGCUCGACGAAACGUUGACGAGCGAAAAAACGCGGUGGCUAAUCAUGCAGCUACGUGAAGGUCGGAAAAUCUUCACUCGUCGUACUAAAAUAAAAAAGAAAACAGGAUAAACAAGCUUUGCAUAAUCACCUCCUUUUUUUCUCUUGCACAAGUGGAUUCUCUAUUCAUCAGGCCCAAUAAAUUGUUUUAUGCUCAGUGUGGUUCACUCUUAUAAAGAGACGUCGGCAUGAUAUUCUACCAUUGGUUUUAAUGUGAUGAUGAUUGAGUGUUGUGUUACCAUGACUGAGCCCAUGUUUACAAAAAACUGACUACAAAUGAAGCUGAAGCUAGAAAAACUAAGCAACAUUGCUAUAGGCACAAAGAAGUUUAUAAUGCAGUCAUAUUUUCAAUUGCAAUAAAAAAAAUUCUUUUUUCUUUUCUUUUUGUCUAGACAAUUGCGAGAGCGUAACAAGAGAAAACGCAUAUUGUUAAUUGUAUCUUCUCUUAACCCGCAGAUCCAUUUUUACUUAAAAAAAACAAACAAAAAGGCUUAAUCAUGAACGUUUCAGCACUUUAUCUAUUGAAUUGAAUCGAUAAGCACCGGUACAGUUCACCACUUGACGUCGUGAUAAACUCAAUCCAAAACACUUCUUUUCUCCAAGUCACGAGCCCCAAACCAGUGAAUGAUAACAUUUUUAAAGUAAAAUUAA
Hylaeus volcanicus is the source of this 4809-nucleotide messenger RNA. RefSeq lists its product as uncharacterized. The record is from RefSeq and is a predicted model, not a curated record. Gene Ontology annotation, molecular function: protein binding. The coding region runs from base 67 to 4230 and encodes 1387 amino acids. Lineage: Eukaryota; Metazoa; Arthropoda; Insecta; Hymenoptera; Colletidae. The transcript has 19 exons.